Molecule: messenger RNA, 929 nt
Organism: Dryobates pubescens (Downy woodpecker)
Lineage: Eukaryota; Metazoa; Chordata; Aves; Piciformes; Picidae
Gene: C1QTNF8
Product: C1q and TNF related 8
Exons: 2
Coding region: 2-784 (260 amino acids)
Molecular function (GO): protein binding
Source: RefSeq, a predicted model, not a curated record
GAUGAGUGUGGUUCUUCUCCUGCUCUUGGUGUCCAGCAGCACCAGCAGCACCAGCGGUGCUGAGCCAGAGCAGGCUGUGCCGAGACGGGAGCCGCGGCGGCUGUCGUGUGUGCGAUGCUGUGGCCCUUCGGAGCAGCCUCUCUCCAUCCUCUCCUCGCGGCACACAAGGAUGAGCAGUGACCCUGCCUACACUGCACCCAGAGUCCAACCCACUAUAGACAUCACCAUCCUCAAAGGUGAGAAGGGUGAGAUGGGAGAGAGAGGCUACCCUGGAGCAGUUGGGAAGGAAGGAGAGAGAGGGCUUCGUGGCUUUAACGGACGGAAGGGCCAGAAGGGGCAGCCUGGCCCCCAGGGCCACUCCUGCAAGCAGCUCUACGCUGCCUUCUCGGUGGGCCGCAGGAAGCCUCUUCACAGCUCGGACUACUUCCAGCACCUCACCUUCGACACGGAGCUGGUGAACCUCUACAAGCACUUCAACAUGUUCUCGGGGAAGUUCUUCUGCUACGUGGCAGGAAUCUACUACUUCAGCCUCAAUGUCCACACCUGGAACUUCAAGGAGACCUACCUGCACCUGAUGAAGAACGAGAAGGAGGUGGCCAUCCUCUACGCCCAGCCCAGCGAUCGGAGCAUCAUGCAGAGCCAGAGCCUGAUGCUGGACCUGCAAGAAGGGGAGGAGGUCUGGGUGAGGAUGUUCAAGAGGGAGAGAGAAAAUGCCAUCUACAGUGAGGAGUCUGAUGUCUACAUCAUCUUCAAUGGCCAUUUAAUCAAGCCAGCCAUAGAGUAACCGUUCCUCAGCUUUAGGCUCAGAGCUUUGGUAGAUACCCUUAGUUGCCCAGAAAGCUCUAAUCCAUCCCAGACCAGAACCAUUGGAGGCUCAAGUGAAGAGCUGGCAAAAGGCUCUGAUCCAUCCCAAACCAGAACCAUUGGAG